Coregonus clupeaformis (lake whitefish) is the source of this 866-nucleotide messenger RNA. Its product is annotated as ferritin, heavy subunit-like. Gene Ontology annotation, biological process: intracellular iron ion homeostasis; iron ion transport. The coding region runs from base 10 to 534 and encodes 174 amino acids. Lineage: Eukaryota; Metazoa; Chordata; Actinopteri; Salmoniformes; Salmonidae. The record is from RefSeq and is a predicted model, not a curated record. Gene Ontology annotation, molecular function: ferric iron binding; ferrous iron binding. Gene Ontology annotation, cellular component: cytoplasm. The transcript has 4 exons.
UGACAGUUGAUGUAUUUCCUUUUCAGAAACAUGACUUCUCAGGUGAGACAGAACUUCCAUCCGGACUGUGAGGCUGCCAUCAACCGGCAGAUCAACCUGGAGCUGUACGCUUCAUAUGUCUACCUGUCCAUGGCGUACUACUUUGAUCGUGAUGACCAGGCCCUGCACAACUUUGCCAAGUUUUUCAAGAACCAGUCCCACGAAGAGCGUGAGCAUGCUGAGAAGCUGAUGAAAGUUCAGAACCAGAGGGGAGGGAGGAUCUUCCUGCAGGACAUCAGGAAACCAGAGAAGGAUGAGUGGGAUAGUGGUGUGGCGGCCCUUGAGGGUGCCCUGCAGCUGGAGAAGAGUGUGAACCAGUCCCUGCUGGACCUGCACACGGUCUGCUCUAAACACAACGACCCACACAUGUGUGACUUCAUUGAGACACACUACCUGGACGAGCAGGUGAAGUCCAUAAAGGAGCUGGGUGACUGGGUGACCAACCUCCGCCCGCAUGGGUGCCCCCCAGAACGGCAUGGCCGAGUACCUGUUUGACAAACACACUUUGGGAAGGAGAGCGCAUAGAUGGACCCUCCAUUUUCUUGCUAUAUCCUAUAGCUGUAUUUCUCUGUCUUGCUUGAUAUUAUAUCUAUAAGACUGGUCUGUUUUUCUGUCAGGGACUGGCAUCAAUCAAGUUAUUCUUGAAUCCUUAGUUUUGCACUUAGUUUGCACUAUGUUAUUCCCUCCAGUUUAACCUCCAGUUCCUAUAAGCCAUUUCCCCAGGCCAGUAGCCCUUCUCCUCUCUCUUCCAAUUGACUGUCUAGCCUGCUUGUGUUUUUGACGGCAGUUGUCAUCAAACCAAAUAAAUGAAACCCUCUGGAUUCUGA